AUAGGAGCCAAAAGUGCAGCAAAACGAAGAAAUUAUAAAUUUGAUUUUGAAAAGUUUAUUUUGCUACUUUGAAUUUUGGUCAUAUCGUGGGCAAUUUAUGGAUGUUAGACGGUCUCUAAGAGUAUCUCGCAGACAACAGAAGGCACUGGGGCUGAAUUGGAGCCACCGAGCGGCGUUGAUUUCGUUGUGAAGAGGCGUUUCGCGAAAAACGACUGGUGGACUGACAGAUUUCCAGUUGGAAUCGCGGCGAGUGUGUUAGCUCUACUUGAGUUUGUUGUUGCUACUGUUGUUGGAAGGCAAAUAUCGAACGCAAAAACAGGCACUGUUGACCCACCAAUGGUGGGCGCGUGAACGAAUUUUAUGAACAACCGAUGUAUAUUUUCUGCCUAGAAUUGUAUAGUGUGGUUAGCCGUACGUAAAAUGGAAGUCGAUGAAGACUAUUCGAUUGAGGAUCAGUCAGGGUUCGAAGAAAUAGACAUGGAUGGUUUAGAAGAGGAAACCAUUAUUGGAUCAGAUGAUUUGGUAGAAUAUUCCGCUGGCGAGGAAGAACCAGAUGAAGAGAUCGUUUACGUGAACAAUGAGGUAUCUGUUGGCAACAAUAUCCAGAACGCGUUGAAUAGCAACAUAACGGUAAAGCGGUUGAUCAAUGCGAGUAAGCCGGUAGUAACGACACUACAGAAAAUCGCACCGAAACCAACGCAACUCAUCCGCGCUGCUAACACUACCGGGAAAGUAGUAAUAAUGCAGAAACAACCAACCACUUCUUCGGUACCAGUAAAGGUGCUGAACAAUAGCAAACCUUUAUCGGUACCCGUUAGUAGCACGUCGUACCACUUGAUUAAAAGUGAAGGAGGAGGCGUCGUGAUGCGACCGAAGACUGGAACCCCAACAAUGGUCCGACGAGUUGUCCCAAUCUCGGAGUCAUCUACCGCCCUGACCAAAUCCAAGAUAAUCCCCAGCGCUUCCACUCACGUUGUGAUCCAGACUAAAGCUCAAGGAUCAACUGGAACAACCACCAAAACGGUCACAGUAGCCGAGGCCCAUCAGAUGGGCCUUUUGAACAAUAAAGUGAAACAAAUGGUUACAAUGGCCAAACCCAAACCUUCAGGAUCUCAAAUCGCAAGCAAAUCACCGGUAAAAAUAUUGUCCAAUUCUUCUGGGGGUCCAAAUUCCAAUGCAAGCGUGGUUCGACUGAGGCAACCUCAACCUAGCAUCCAAGAACCGCCACAAAAAGUUAUCAUCAAAGCAAACUCAGUUACCGCAGCGCCGAAAGCCUCCGUCCAAAGUCGUAAAGUUCUUCUACCGCAAAGUGCAAUCCAGGCGGGGCAACAAUCUGGUCAAAUCCAAGCGAUCAAUAUUCCCGGGAAAGGGAUACAGUAUGUGCGAUUUUUAAAUCACAGUUCUGGUAGCUCGUCCGGCACCUCCGGUCCCUCUGUCGGAUCCGGUCAAAAAGUCCUUCAAGUGCAGAUGAACAAAACUGGUUCCGGGUCGAAAAUCAUAGUGCAAAAUGAUAAAACCUACGUUGUUAGUAAUGGUAACGUGACAGCUGUAAGAGCCGGCUCAAAUUCGAGCCAACUAGUUCGAACGGUUACUCCCGGUGCUCACACGCUGGUUCGGAAAACCAUACAUCCCGGAAGUAAUCAAACGGGCAUCAUCCGGAAAGAGGGAGAACCCACACGCUACUAUGCGGUGAUGCGGAAGGAGGACAGCAAACCUUCGGACACCAUCACCGCGCUGACGGGUUCCCAGAUCAACCAACUCAAGUCGGGCCCAUCGGGGAAAACCAAAAUCCUAAUGGUCCCAUCGGAGCACAACCAGGCUAAGGCUAAGGUGGGAACCGUUUCGCUCGCCGCGACAUUAUCAUCCACCGCGUGCAAAGCUCCGGCUAUUAUUUCGGUGAAGCGCGAGUCGAUAAGUGGAUCGGAUGACGAAGCGCGGAAGGGGCCCGCGAUUGGUACAAUCUUCCCCGACGAGGCUUACAAAAAGCGGCCGUGCAAUUGUACGAAAUCGCAGUGCUUGAAGCUGUACUGUGAUUGCUUUGCGAACGGAGAGUUUUGCUACAAUUGUAACUGUCGGGAUUGUUAUAACAAUUUGGAGAACGAGGAGGAGCGGCAGAAGGCGAUCCGGGCCACGCUGGAGAGAAAUCCCAGUGCGUUCAAACCAAAAAUCGGUGCGGUCAGUGCCGCGGAGGAUGCCCUGCGGCAGCACACCAAAGGCUGCAACUGCAAACGGUCCGGUUGUCUCAAAAACUACUGCGAGUGUUACGAAGCGAAGAUACCUUGCUCCGGCAACUGCAAGUGCAUAGGUUGUCGCAACACCGAACAGUACGCGAAGGAGUACGAGUACGCGUCGGGUGGUGCUGUUGGGGGCGAGGUCGUCGCAGCGGGAAUUGAUACCGACGUAAAGUCAGUGUUUGGGGAUCUGGAAAAACGUCUGCAAUCAGGUGACGAAAAAAUGGCCGAAGGUGUUGCGGUGUGUGCUGGUGCGGGUACUACUAGCACAAGUUUAGCUGCACCGGUGGCCGGCAAUGCUCCCGGUCCUAGUGGGACCUCGACUGCAACAGCAGGGAUGAAGAGAUCGCUCUCAGCGGAGCCGGAUCUCACGCAACUGCCACCUUCGAAACAACCGUACAACUUUAUGACACCGGAUGUGAUUGAGGCAACAGUGCAAUGCAUGAUUGCGCAGGCGGACGAGUGUCAGAAACGUGGCUGCAAUAUACGCACAGCGGAGCGCAUGAUUCUCGAAGAAUUUGGUCGUUGUCUAGUAGAAAUUAUUGAUUUCUCGACGAAAUCGGACAGCUAAGGUAGCUCCUAGCCCUUUAUGUUGUUAUAGGGUACAAUUUUCUGUACCAUUCAGUAAUCAUUGUAUGUUCGAUUGAACGGAACGAAAAUACGUUACAUAUCUAGCGUAUUUAACUAUAAUAGAUCGGACGCUUCUCGCUCAGAAAUUUGUAAUAUUUAGUUUUGUGCCAUCCCGGCGGCACGGAAAACUUGUUUGUGCAUUAGCCAUACAUAUGUAAUCAGAUGAUGGAGUUUAUUCAAAAUAAUAUUUAUUAUAUAUUGGUAACUUUUACAUAUAAACCUUCUUUUCUUUUCGAUAUUUUUGUUUUGUUUUCACCAACAAUGAUUUUUUCGAUAGCUAGUCUUAUUUUACAAUGGCAUGGCUGUACUUUACGUUUUGGAUAAAACUAUAAAUAAGGAUGCUUCGUGAAUUACCAAAAAUGAAUUCGAUGACAAGCUUCCAACGACUGAAUUUAUGAGAAGUAUCAGGUUUAUUAGCGAACACAAAUUGGUCAGCGGGAAAGGGUUUUUUUUUCCGUGAAAGACUAAACUUAGAUUGAAGAUUGAGUGAUGUAUAUUGUACAAAACAGAGUUGAAGUUUAAAAUGACCGGUAGUGUAAUAUAAAGAAAUAGGAAAAUGUAACUUGACGCCAGAAUAAUUAUAAUAAAAAUUCAAACCGUAAUUCAAUUUUUUCGGCAUAGUUCAUUUUUGAUCCGAACACCGAAUACUGUACAGAGUUGAAGUUUCAAAUAAUCGGUAGUGUAAUAUAAAAAACUAGGGAAAUGUAACUUGACGCCAGAAUAAUUAUAAUAAAAAUUCAAACCGUAA
Toxorhynchites rutilus septentrionalis is the source of this 3609-nucleotide messenger RNA. RefSeq names its product protein lin-54 homolog. The transcript has 6 exons. Gene Ontology annotation, cellular component: nucleus. Gene Ontology annotation, biological process: regulation of DNA-templated transcription. Bases 421 to 2802 code for a protein of 793 amino acids. The record is from RefSeq and is a predicted model, not a curated record. Lineage: Eukaryota; Metazoa; Arthropoda; Insecta; Diptera; Culicidae.